AUGUCUUUGAACAAGAGUAACAUUCGUGAAUACAAGUUGGUUGUCGUUGGUGGCGGUGGCGUGGGUAAAUCUGCGUUGACCAUUCAGUUGAUCCAGUCCCAUUUUGUCGACGAUUAUGAUCCGACUAUCGAGGAUUCGUACCGUAAACAAGUGGUUAUCGACAACAAGGUAAGCAUACUGGACAUUCUUGACACGGCAGGCCAAGAGGAAUAUUCUGCGAUGCGAGAGCAAUACAUGCGUACCGGCGAAGGGUUCUUGUUGGCCUACUCCGUGACGUCGCGGAACUCGUUCGACGAGCUCAUGACCUAUUAUCAACAGAUCAUGCGUGUGAAGGACGUGGACUACGUGCCUGUGUUCGUGGUGGGUAACAAGAGCGACCUGGAAGACGAACGACAGGUGUCUUUCGAAGAAGGUGCGAAUUUAGCAAAACAGUUCAACGCGCCUUUCCUAGAGACCUCAGCCAAACAGGCCAUUAACGUCGAAGAUGCGUUCUACGGGCUAGUUCGUCUCGUACGUGACAACGGUGGUACUUACAACCCAAGCGUCCGUGCGCAGCCGGAUUACUCUCAUCAGCAAGCGGGAGCUUCUGAGAGCCAGCAAGACGGUUCCCAGAAGGCCAACGGUGCUGAUGCCAAAGAGCAAGCUGCGCACGGAACCAAGCCAGAGGGCGCUGUGCAUUCCGGCGCAAACUCGAAACCUACAACGAACAAUGCUUUCCGCAAUGACGCGGGCAAAGAAAUAUCUGGUUCUGCGAGAAACAACGGCGCAGAAGUCCGUGCUCAGCAGCAAACAAAAGUUUCGGACACCGACAAGGGCAAAAAAUCAGGCGGUUGUUGUGUCAUUUGCUAG
Molecule: messenger RNA, 849 nt
Organism: Lachancea mirantina
Lineage: Eukaryota; Fungi; Ascomycota; Saccharomycetes; Saccharomycetales; Saccharomycetaceae
Source: the annotation of a GenBank genome assembly